AUGCUUACGACAAUGCAAGUCACAAGUCACUGCCACCCACUGGUGGCGGCGUGGCCUGCUGCCCUCACUGUGUCUCUUCACACACGCACAUACAAUCCGGCACCAGGCACGCUGUCCCCUAGCUGUCAGGCUCACUGGGAGGGUGGAACCAGGCCCAGCAGUCAGCCCAUAUUGGGUCCCCUGAGUUGCCCCGUCAGACUCAGUCCCUCACCAAAUCCCCCCUCCCCCCCCUGCCAACCACUUGCCACCAACCCCGGUGUGUCAGACACAAUCCCACGUGGAUGCAGCCUCAUCCCACACAGCCUGCUCACGCUGGAGGAAGGCCGGUGGGCACUGGCCUUUCCCAUAAAGCGCGUGGGAGGAGAUGCCACGAGGCCCCUCAGGGCAUUGCACCCCCCAGCCUGCUUCCCUCCUCUCUGA
Messenger RNA from Pipistrellus nathusii (Nathusius's pipistrelle), 420 nucleotides. The record is from the annotation of a GenBank genome assembly. Lineage: Eukaryota; Metazoa; Chordata; Mammalia; Chiroptera; Vespertilionidae.